AUGACACCGGCCACCUCAUCGCCUUUCUCGCCCCCAAUGAUGGCGGGCGACAGUGGAGACAUCACCGACCCAACGCCGGCUACCAUGCCGCAUGCCAUCGGGCCUGUCUGCAAUGCCAUCGCUCCUGCAACAACGACACCCGAACCGUCCACGCGGUCCGCUGAGCCGGUCUCCGUGGCGGCGUGCGAGCUCGGCACCGCGCCGAUUCCACUGCCUCCGACUCUGCCGGCUAACGCCACCGCGGACAUGGGUCACGACCUUCUGCGACCCCCACUACAUCCCACGUCAGGCAUCCUCACCGAACCACCGGACGCUCCUGUGGCCCCUGAACCCACUUUGCCCUGCCGGCCAGUGGCUUCCUCACGAUGCGCAUCAUCACCUGCUGCACUGGAUGAAUGUCGCCUCCCGACAAGAUUCAAGCUGGCUUGA
Messenger RNA from Dermacentor silvarum, 429 nucleotides. Its product is annotated as platelet glycoprotein Ib alpha chain-like. The transcript has 2 exons. Lineage: Eukaryota; Metazoa; Arthropoda; Arachnida; Ixodida; Ixodidae. Bases 1 to 429 code for a protein of 142 amino acids. The record is from RefSeq and is a predicted model, not a curated record.